Molecule: messenger RNA, 1546 nt
Organism: Sphaeroforma arctica JP610
Lineage: Eukaryota; Ichthyosporea; Ichthyophonida
Exons: 13
Biological process (GO): protein deubiquitination
Molecular function (GO): cysteine-type deubiquitinase activity
Source: RefSeq, a predicted model, not a curated record
GCAGCGGCUGCUGCGGCAAGCCUAUCAGCGCCCCUCACACCUGGAGUUUCUCGGAAGCAGCAGUCGUCGCUCUCUGCUAACGCAAGCCCACGCACAAACCAUCGACUCACCGAUGCCGUUUCUCCGGGGACCAGCAAUAUUACACGAGGUCUAAUAAAUCUACCUGGAGAGAACAUGUGUUUUCUGAAUGUUCUGGUUCAGAUUCUCUUCCAUCUAGACUCCUUUCGAGUGGGUCUGCAUUCCAUCACAAAUCACGUUUGCCCUUUUCCGGACAAGGAUUCUUGCGUGCUGAGCUCUCUUCAGUAUCAACACACAGGAAGAUUUCAACCCAAAGAUAUGGACGAUGCUGCCGAAACUUUCGAGGCAGUAUGUACAUGUAUUCACGCAUGCUUGACCGGAAACAUAGAUAAAGAUCAGCAGAUGUAUUGCGAGAACCCUUGCUUCGUGCAUGAUCUCUUCUCCGUAUCAGUCGAGGAAAAGCGGAAGUGUAAGUGCGGUGGCACAAAGACAUCCAGCAAGUAUGAGAAAUUAGUGAACUACAUAUCAACAACAGCCCUCGUACAAGUGGCCAAGGGAGUUAGAGCAAAUGGUGUUGCGAAUCCAUCAGACAUGAACAGAUUGGCAGAACAAUCGAAAGCAUUCUCAUCCAACCGAUUCUCGGCGAUUACAAUGGACGAUAUUAUCCCUAUGGAUCAGAUAGUGUCGGCCCUCGUCACCCCAGACCCAGUCAAAUGCGACAAGUGCAGCUUACAAGUGCCGGCCCAACUAUAUCAAAUAGGCACCGUCCCCACAUGUGUGGUGUUCGGCCUCAUAUGGGAGCGCAAUAUCGACUAUCACGACAUCACACGAGUGCUUGAGCAGGUGCAACCCAUCAUUGAUCUCAAUAAGCUAUACGGUCACGAACAAGGCAGGCAUGGCAGUACUCCGAUGUUAUGCCAUGCUAUGGUGUGCUACUACGGCCAACACUACGUCAGUUACUUCUACAGUACAAGCGAGUCCAAGUGGUUCCAAGUGGAUGAUGUGCGUAUCCGGGAAGUCGGCCCUUCAUGGUCAUACCUGCUAAGGGACUGUACGAAGGGCAAGUUCCAACCUGUGCUCACAUUCUAUCAGACAUGCAGCAGUGAGGAUGCAAAACAAGCAGGGGUCGAGUACAUGGCUGAUAUGGAAAAUUACUUUCAAUGGAAGGCGGAUGAAGCCGUGUUCGAGGAGUCGAGGGCGAUCGCACCCGUACAAGACUUGCCAAGCGCUGUGGAAAUGUCACAGCCCACUGAUGCCAACAUCACCGACCAACUGCAAAUAGAGGCCGAAAUGGCCGCGAGGGAGCUCAUGGAAAUGCAGGACCUGGCACUGGCACUGGAUAUGCAAGAGAGAGAGGAGACCCAAUCAAAUCCCCUUCCUACACAACGACGGAGUACUACUGACAGCACCAUAGUGUACUCUGGGACUCUCUUGGUCCACGCAAAGAGUGGGUUGAUUAAACGCGAUUGGAGGCGGCGGACUGUGAGUCUCCAAGACGGAAAUCUCGCCAUCAUCAAACCCGGGCAGG